Molecule: messenger RNA, 2241 nt
Organism: Gekko japonicus
Lineage: Eukaryota; Metazoa; Chordata; Lepidosauria; Squamata; Gekkonidae
Gene: SLC46A1
Product: solute carrier family 46 (folate transporter), member 1
Exons: 5
Coding region: 45-1466 (473 amino acids)
Biological process (GO): transmembrane transport
Cellular component (GO): plasma membrane
Molecular function (GO): transmembrane transporter activity
Source: RefSeq, a predicted model, not a curated record
CGCCGCCGCCGCCGUGGCCGCUCUGUCGCCCGCCGGCCCGAGCCAUGGCCGAGCUGCCUUCGGGAGACCCUCCCGAUCCCGAGGAGGGGGUCCCGGCGCCGCCCUCCUCCGCGCCCGGCUGCGCGCGGCUGCAGGCCGUGGAGCCGGUGCUGCUGCUGGCCACGCUGGCGCUGGGCCUGCAGAGCCCGCUGCUCACCCAGUACCUCUGGACCCGGCUGGCCAACGGCACCCGCAGCGGGGGCGGGGGCUGUGUCAACGGGAGCGGCUCCGGGGAUACCCCCGGGCAGCAGGAUGUGGAGUCCUUGGUUGCCCACUGGAACCUCUACAUCAACCUGGCUGGCUUCUUUGUGGGCCUCUUUUCAGUGACCCUGUUUGGUCCCUGGAGCGACAGCGUGGGCCGCCGGCCGGUCCUCAUCCUGCCAGCGCUGGGCAUGGCCCUGCAGGCAGCCGCCUACCUCCUGGUCAUGUACCUCAAGCUGCCAGUGGGCUACCUCCUGGUAGGCCGCAUCCUGAGCGGUUUGUCGGGCGAUUACAACCUGAUUCUGGCAGGGUGCUUUGCCUAUGUCGCCGACGUCAGUGACAAGCGGACACGCACCUUCCGGGUGGCCGUCUUGGAGGCAUGCCUCGGCCUGGCGGGGAUGGCGGCCAGCAUCAUCGGGGGCCAGUGGCGGAAGGCUGAAGGGUACCUUGCGCCAUUCUGGCUGGUCUUCGCCGCGAGUGUCUGCGCUGCUCUCUACGCAGCUCUCUGUCUCCGGGAGUCGGUGUUGCAGAGACGGCCGGGAAGACUGUUCACCCUCCGCCAUUACAUGUCUGUGUACCACCUUUACGUGGACCCCUGCCGGGGCAGGGCCUGGAAGAAGCUCGCCCUCUAUUCUCUUGCGUUCUUCCUGCUGAUCACCGUGCAUUUUGGAACUCGGGACAUCUUGGUUCUGUACGAGCUGAGCUCUCCGCUCUGCUGGGACUCAGAGCUGAUCGGCUACGGCUUGGCCGCCCAAUACCUGACUUAUCUCACCAGCUUGGCUGGGCUGUGGCUCCUCCAGAAGUGCGUGGCGGACACCUGGGUGGCAGAAAUGGGUCUGCUUUCCAACAUUUUGGGGCUGGGGGUGAUUGCCCUGGCUGCCACCACCCCACUGAUGUUCACAGGUUACGGCCUCCUCUUCCUUUCGAUGGCAGCAACGCCCGUGAUCCGCUCCAAGCUGUCUAAAUUGGUCAACGAGACAGAACAGGGGGCCCUCUUUGCUGCGGUGGCCUGCACUGAAGGGCUGUGCUCCCUUGUGGCCACGGGCGUCUUCAACUCUCUCUUCCCAGCAAGCCUGCACUUCAUGAAGGGCUUCCCGUUCCUCUUUGGGGUCGCCCUCCUCCUUCUUCCAGCUGCCGUUCUCGGGUGGAUUGAAAUCCAGGAUUCAAAACCCGAGUACAGCCACUUUGAGGACUUGCCCAGCCCAGUCCAGGAAGUGGUGGACUGACCGCCGUUGUUCCAGAAUUGGUCGCAGUUUGCAUGUGCCCUGGUGGCACUGAAAGCACCAAUGUGGUUUUGCCAGAGUUUUAAUGUUGAUGGAGCCAGAACUGGGGGGCGGGCGGGCAUUCUGUGGCCCUGUCUUGCUGGUCUUGUGAGCAAAGGGCGAGACGAACACAAGAGAACGGCUGAGACGUCACGCUUCCAGGCAAUCUGCAGUGCAGGAGCAGUUUCUUCUGUGGGGGACAGCCUCUCUCCAAAGGUGUUCUCUUGCCAAAGGCAUCAGCUGAACUGCAGGUGGAAAAGGCCAUGUGAAGCUGAGAGCUGAGAGGAAGGAGCUGGGCUGUUGUGCCUUGGUUUGCCAGCCAGUCAGGUCAUUUCCAGAAGGCACAAGGAAGCCUCCCCCACCCACCCGAUUGAAAGGGAAGCGAGAGCUAGCAACUAGUACAGGAAUGGGCAUCUCUGCUCUCAGAUGCAUUUUCAUGUGGACAGCCAAAACUCCUUCUCAGCCUGGAAUUUCAACAGGAGACUUUGGGGCAGGAAAACCAGUCAGAUACAACAGUGGGCUUUUCCUCCAGACAGUGCAUGGCACAGGUGAUUGGAUAGGUAGGGCUGCAGGUGGAGAAGCACCCCAUUGGGAUGCCAGUCGACUAUCCUGUGCCAGGGCAGGUGCCCGCUAGUUGCCCCUGCCUUGUGAUUCUCUCUUGGCUGCAGCCUGGACAUGUAGCUCUAAAGUGUGGUAUGGUGGUUUCCUGGUCUUGGGCUUCUCGUUUGGGUGUCUGCUG